Zasmidium cellare ATCC 36951 is the source of this 255-nucleotide messenger RNA. RefSeq lists its product as uncharacterized. Gene Ontology annotation, molecular function: RNA binding. The record is from RefSeq and is a predicted model, not a curated record. The transcript has 3 exons. Gene Ontology annotation, cellular component: spliceosomal tri-snRNP complex; U2-type prespliceosome; P granule. Gene Ontology annotation, biological process: mRNA splicing, via spliceosome; spliceosomal snRNP assembly. The coding region runs from base 1 to 255 and encodes 84 amino acids. NCBI's taxonomy places the organism in Eukaryota, Fungi, Ascomycota, Dothideomycetes, Mycosphaerellales, Mycosphaerellaceae.
AUGCCUCAAGCACAGCCAGAACUCAAGAAGUAUCUCGACAAGCGCGUCGAAGUGCAACUCAAUGGCUCGCGCAAAGUCAUGGGCACUCUCCGCGGUUACGACGUCUUCCUCAACAUUGUCCUCGACGAAGCCACCGAAAGCAAGCCAAACAACGAGAAAGUACGACUGGGCAUGUGCGUUAUCCGGGGGAACUCAGUGGUCAUGAUGGAGGCACUCGAUCGCAUCGGAGAUGAUCACCAGCGCGGUGGAAGAUAG